This is a messenger RNA of Schistosoma turkestanicum, 588 nucleotides long. Lineage: Eukaryota; Metazoa; Platyhelminthes; Trematoda; Strigeidida; Schistosomatidae. The record is from the annotation of a GenBank genome assembly.
AUGGCCGUUUCACCACGUCUUGUUGAGUAUGGUUUGAAAGCUGCUGGGAUCGCCACUGCUGUUUUAUGCUUAUCAAUGGGAGUUUUUUGCAUGAUCUCAGUAUCAGCGCAGUGCAUUAUUGGUGGACUUUUGUUAAUCCUAAUCGCUAUAGUUGUUAUAAUAUUCGAAGCCCCAAUAUGUUGUUCUAUGAUACCUCAGUUACAUAAAUUUAAUGAAUUCAUUGAAAAACGCUCUCCGAUUGAAAAAUCGAUUUUCUAUGGAAUUGCAGCCAUUUUACCAAUGAGUUUAUGUUUCGGGAUUUCUACACUUUUUUGUGGAUUAGCUUUGGCUGGAUGUUGUGCAUUUAAUGUUUGGAGGAUUUUUAAAGAAAGACGAGUCGGACUGGCGAAUCCGGAAGGCGUCGGUCCUGAAAAUCGUACUCAAUACGCUGCAGGGGAAUCACAAGCUCCAACGUUUCAAGGUGCAUAUGGUGCGCAACAAGGAUUUCGGGAUCAGUUGAUUGAAAAGGCUGCUGUUGGUGCUGUAAAAGGUGUAGUUAGUGGUCCGGUCAGUGGUGGUUAUCCAGGAACAGGUUAUUCUGGUACUUAG